Messenger RNA from Hymenoscyphus albidus, 2128 nucleotides. NCBI's taxonomy places the organism in Eukaryota, Fungi, Ascomycota, Leotiomycetes, Helotiales, Helotiaceae. The record is from the annotation of a GenBank genome assembly.
CGCUGCAGCAGAGGAGCUGAUGAUUGCCCGUAAGAAAGACAUUAAAGCUUACUCUUACCCUUCCACCUCCUUUUGCUUGCUGCGACUGCUCUCUACACUACAUCCAUAAAAGAGACGUCGACGUCUCGUAUCUCAUCCCCUUCCCUUUGACCACCGCGAAGGGGCUUCCAUUCUCUUGCGACCCGACCACCACAUCUCCCAGAUUCACCACCACCAGCCUCACUGUCACUUUUUGAAAGCCACAGCCACCAACUCACGAUUGAUCUGCGCCAUCGUACAAUUCACUCCUCUGCUAUAUACUCAAAUCCUCUCUCGCUUUGCUUCAGCAUCUGCAACUCUCCAAUCCACCGUAUCGGUCGCAUACUACAGCUGCUUCUGCAUCGUUGAUCGCUUUGUCCUCGGCGCAAGGAAUUUAUCGUUCGAUACCGAAUCCAACCCCACCGAAUAUCCGUAAACCAGCAUAAUGUCUGAUCUCGCAGGAAGAAAGGUCUUCAAGGUCUUCAAUCAAGACUUCAUCGUUGACGAGAGGUACACGGUCACAAAGGAACUAGGUCAAGGUGCCUAUGGUAUUGUUUGGUAGGCCAUGAUUCCAACCCCUCAGCCUACAGCACAGCACAGCACAGCGCAAGAAGGUUUACUGACUACCUGCAGUGCUGCCACCAACACCCAGACCCAAGAAGGCGUUGCGAUCAAGAAGGUUACCAAUGUAUUCAGCAAGAAGAUUUUGGCCAAGCGUGCGCUGCGAGAGAUAAAGUUGCUACAACACUUCAGAGGUCAUCGCAAUGUGCGUAUACAUCCAAGUAUGGCGGGGUAAUAUGCUGACGGGAGCAGAUUACAUGCCUGUACGAUAUGGAUAUCCCAAGGCCAGACAACUUCAAUGAAACAUAUCUCUACGAGGGUAACAAGACACCAUACAAAUUUGCGACCCCGCGCUAACUCUUUCCUUCAGAACUGAUGGAAUGCGAUCUCGCUGCCAUCAUCCGAUCCGGCCAACCCCUCACUGAUGCCCAUUUCCAGUCAUUCAUCUACCAAAUCCUUUGUGGUCUAAAAUAUAUCCACUCGGCCAAUGUUCUUCAUCGUGAUCUGAAACCAGGAAAUCUUCUCGUCAAUGCUGAUUGCGAGUUGAAGAUUUGCGAUUUCGGUUUGGCCAGAGGAUUUUCCGUGGACCCAGAAGAGAAUGCGGGGUACAUGACCGAAUAUGUUGCUACUAGGUGGUACAGAGCCCCAGAGAUUAUGCUGAGUUUCCAAAGCUACACAAAAGCUAGUAAGUAUCCUACGUUUCACGAACCGCUGUGCCUUUCUAACAAAAACUAGUCGAUGUUUGGUCGGUUGGUUGUAUCUUGGCGGAGUUGCUUGGCGGACGUCCAUUCUUCAAGGGUCGUGAUUAUGUUGAUCAACUCAACCAGAUUCUCCACAUUCUGGGAACGCCAAAUGAAGAGACUCUCUCCCGAAUUGGGUCGCCAAGAGCACAGGAAUAUGUUCGAAACUUGCCAUUCAUGGCCAAGAGACCUUUCCCAAGUCUCUUUCCAAAUGCUAACCCGGAUGCUCUUGAUCUUUUGAACCAUAUGCUCGCAUUCGACCCAUCUUCCCGUAUCUCUGUCGAGGAAGCUCUCGAGCACCCAUACCUCCACAUCUGGCAUGAUGCUUCGGACGAACCGGGUUGCCCUACUACCUUCAACUUCGACUUUGAAGUUGUUGAAGAUGUAGGUGAGAUGCGAAAGAUGAUCUUGGAUGAGGUUGCCAGAUUCCGUCAACAUGUUCGAGUUCAACCAGGGACACAAGGAGCAUCUCAAGGUCCGGCCGUACCAAUUCCUCAAGGUGGUGGUGGAACCUGGGGAGCCGAAGAUCCAAGACCACAAGAAACUUAUGGACAAAAUGCGACUGGGUUAGAGCAAGACUUGCAGGGUGGUUUGGAUGCUAUGCAUUCAUAGAGUUGCUAUGACUAGAAUCCGCGUGGUGUUGGAUUGAUUUCUUAUGAUGGUGUUUACGAUGAAUGGAUAUUAAGGACGCAUUUAGGUGUUUGUUCUUGGGAAGGUAUGAGAUGAGAUGAUGAUAUUUGAUGGGAUGUUCCAUUCAUGAGGUAUGUUUGGUUGGCAGCAGAAGAUGAAAUGACGGUUUUUGGUGGUAU